Molecule: messenger RNA, 1613 nt
Organism: Momordica charantia (bitter melon)
Lineage: Eukaryota; Viridiplantae; Streptophyta; Magnoliopsida; Cucurbitales; Cucurbitaceae
Product: cinnamyl-alcohol dehydrogenase
Molecular function (GO): oxidoreductase activity, acting on the CH-OH group of donors, NAD or NADP as acceptor; zinc ion binding
Source: RefSeq, a predicted model, not a curated record
GUUCAUGAAGGUUUUGACUGGAAUUUUAUCAUUUUUUUAGCUCUCAAGUUUCAACCGUAUCCCGUUUCGUCUAUUUCUCUGCCAUUGCGUCGUCGUGAAGAUCAAUUUUAUCCUUCGGUUACUCGUUUGUGGAGAACGAACGAUGAGCUCCCACACUUCCGCCGAAGACUGUCUCGGUUGGGCUGCAACAGAUUCGUCUGGGUUUCUAUCUCCUUACAAAUUCAGCCGCAGGGUUCUUGGAGAUUAUGAUGUCUCAAUUACAAUAACGCAUUGCGGAAUUUGUUAUGCAGAUGUAAUAUGGACAAGAAAUAAACAUGCAGAUUCAAAGUAUCCUUUGGUGCCUGGGCAUGAGAUUGCAGGAAUUGUGAAAAAUGUUGGCUCAAGUGUUCACCGAUUCAAAGUUGGAGAUCAUGUUGGGGUAGGAACCUACGUGAAUUCUUGCAGACAAUGUGAGUAUUGCGAAGAUGGUCAAGAAGUUAGUUGCACAAGUGGAUCCAUUUAUACUUUUAAUGCAAUUGACGUUGAUGGUACAAUUACAAAGGGAGGAUAUUCCAACUACAUAGUUGUCCAUGAGAGAUACUGCUAUAGAAUACCCGACAAUUAUCCAUUAGCUUCAGCUGCUCCUUUGCUUUGUGCUGGAAUUACUGUUUAUGCUCCGAUGAUUCGGCAUAAGAUGAAUCAACCUGGUAAAUCUCUUGGUGUGAUUGGACUUGGCGGUCUCGGCCACAUGGCAGUGAAGUUUGGGAAGGCUUUUGGACUGAAUGUGACGGUUUUUAGCACUAGCAUAUCCAAGAAAGAACAUGCCCUGCGUCUUCUUAAAGCAGACAAAUUCGUUAUCUCAUCCGACAAAGAGCAAAUGGAGGCCUUGUCUAAGUCCCUCGACUUUAUUAUCGAUACUGCCUCUGGUGAUCACCCAUUUGAUCCAUACAUGUCUACGUUGAAGAUUGGUGGCGUUAUGGUUUUGGUCGGGUUUCCUUCUGAAGUCAAGUUCAGUCCUGCAAGCCUGAAUUUGGGUUUGAGAACCAUUUCUGGUAGCAUAACUGGUGGCACUAAAGUGACCCAAGAAAUGAUAGAUUUCUGUGCUGCUAACGGUAUCUAUCCCAACAUAGAAGUGAUUCCAAUUCAGUACUCAAAUGAAGCUAUCGAAAGGGUAAUAAAGAAUGAUGUCCAGUAUCGAUUUGUAAUUGAUAUCCAAGGCUCCCUGAAAUGAAGUUGAGAGAGACAAAACGGAUGUAUUCUGCAUUUCAGUGUCAACAAAUCCUUGCCUGCGGCUGCGGUUGCGGUUCAAAUAAAGACUCGGAAUGAUAAAGAAUGCUCCUACCAGCCCUGAAAAGACAACAAUUUCGGAAAACAGGGUUAGCACCUUGGCUUCAAAUUCAAUUAAAUGCAAAAAAUAAUGUUGUACCUGCCUGAACGAAGCCAAUAUGAGAAAACAAAUGCAGAGAAUAUGGCCACAAAUAUUAGGUGUAGGGGACUGAACAUUGAAGUAAAAACUGGCCCGUUGCGGCUGAUGCACCAAGUGUGUAGUAACCGUGGUAUUAAAUAUCUAUUGACAUGUCUGUGUAUCCAUGGAUUUGACAACUUAUUGACAUUUUUAUAAUAUUACAAAAAAA